AUGAACGCCUACGAUCCAGCCAGCCAGCCCCUGUGGGACUUUGGCAGCGCCGGCCAGGCUGACUACUCUGCCCUGGGUCAGCUCGGCGACGACCAGUUCCUCGACCUCCUCCAGCGCCAGUUCAACCCCGAUGCCUUCAACCCCGUGCCCCCCGUCGUCGACGCCGUGGACCCCUCCAAGAUCUCGGCACUGCCCCAGCCCGGCCCGCCUCCCCCGCUCAGCGCCGACUCGUCCCCGUCCCCCAGCUCCGCCAACGAGCACUCCUCCGCCAGCCGCCGCCAAUCACAGUCCUUCGAUAACGCAGACACCGAGCGCAAUAAACGCAAGGCGCCCGUGGACGACGACGACGAUGACGACGACGAGCCGAGCCAUAAGAAUGCCAAGAAAGGGACGACAAGGCGUAAGAGCGGACAGGACGAGACCCGCCUGCAGAAACGCAAGGAGCAGAACAGGGCCGCCCAGCGCGCCUUCCGCGAGCGCAAGGAGAAGCAUGUAAAGGACCUCGAGGACAAGGUGGCCCAACUAGAGCAGAAGAACGAGCAGAGCCAGACGGAGAACACGCAGCUCCGGGAACUGCUCAAGCGGCUGCAGGACGAGAACGUGAUGCUCAAGCAGGCUCAGUUCACCUUCUCCGUCCCCAAGCCCAACACCCAGGACGCCCAGCCCUUCAACAACGUCGCCACCGCCUCCUUCGGCAGCGCCCCAGGCUCGGCAUUCGGCGUUCCCGGCCCGAGCACGGGCGCUACCCCGCCCUCAGCCGCCUCGGGCACAACACCAAAUUCGUCGUCCCUCGACACCCCCAGCUCGUCCUUCCCGGCCGAUAUUGAUUUCGGCUCUCUCACGAGUUUCGACCAGACCCAAUUGUCUCUGCUCGACGAGUCGGGCGAUACCAACAUGACAUACGAUUUCGGCUACGGAACACAUUCUGCUGGUUCCGGCUCCCUUCCGUCCGCGACGCCUUACAAGACAAUCGCGAGCAACCCGAUGUUCAUGUCUUUCGCCGACCCAAGUCCGCCAUCAGACUUCGGCGGCUCGCCCAGCUCCAAUGGCUCCAAACCCGCAGUGUUAGAUCUAGGCGCCUGGGGUGCAUCGCCCGGUUCUAGCGUCAACGGGUCCAACAACGGUGGUGCUCGCCGCGACGACAACGCCAGGCGGCAAAACUCGUUCGACGAACUCUUCGGUGGCCAUAUGUUCGGCGCCCAGAGCCCGAUGUCGCCGGAGUCCUUUACAUCGCUUAUGGCUGGCCCGGGAAGCACGACGCUCAGCCCUGUCUUGCACGCACAGCGCAGUCCGGCUGCGUCGGCAUCGAAUCAGCCGAGUCCCGCUUCCAACGGUUGCGGGACGGAUAGCGGGCAGUGCCCACGGACGCGCGACGAGUUCCAGCAGGUCGUGAACCGUGCGGGACCUAGUCCCUUCGCGCCGGCGCCGAGUCCCACGACCAGUACGAACAAGGACAGCGCGGCGGCGAGUCCGGCGUCGAAUGUGGCCAAGGGAUUCCAGAGCGACGGGUCGAGCAUGAUCAUGUGCAAGGGCGCGAGCUUCCCGCCGACGGAGAAGCGGGACGAUAAUGUGGAGGUGCUCGCGGCGUGGAGGAAGAUCACGACCGAUCCUUCGUUCAAGGCAUCCAAUAUCGAUAUCAAUGAGUUGUGCGCUGAGUUUACGGAUAAGGCGCGGUGCGACGGCACGAAGAUCGUGCUGGACCAGAAUGGCGUGAAUAUGAUUCUUGAACGGCUAAGGUCGAAGAUGCAGUCGAAGACGGCAUAG
Messenger RNA from Peniophora sp. CBMAI 1063, 1764 nucleotides. NCBI's taxonomy places the organism in Eukaryota, Fungi, Basidiomycota, Agaricomycetes, Russulales, Peniophoraceae. The record is from the annotation of a GenBank genome assembly.